AGGAAGUGUUACAGACGGAGGAGGAGGAGGAGGAGGAGGAGGAAGAGUCCAGCGGUGUGAGAGAUCCGACAUCAUGAAUCCGCUGAGUUUAUUUACAGCUCGGAGAAAAGUGAGCUGAGAACAAACGGGAUGGUCUAAUUUAUCGGUGAGGACGAGGUCGUGAGUGUUGGAACCGUUUAGACAUAAAGUCCUUUUUUUACUUCGAUAACGGAUCAGAAAUCUACGAGACGGGACUGAGGAAGUCUUUAGGAGAAAAACAGCUCAAAAUGUUGAGUUAUUGGACAGUCUGGUUGCCCCGUUUGGACACAGUGAGGUAGUUAAAGAGAGCUGUGCUGUUAACUGAUGCUGCCAAAGUAACUGUGACCGUUACACUUACUGACAACACUCCCUCCUCUGCUGGAAAAGUCCGCCAUUACAGUCAAACUGUGGUGAAAUGUUAGGAAAAUAAGGCAGUGAGGGAUAAAUGUAAGAGUUAGAGUGAAGCAGCCGAAGCUGGAGAGGGUCUAGAAGGUUCUGCUGGAGUCUGGAGAGGUCCGUUACUCAUGUAGCCUCAUCACACGAGCCUUACCGAACAUCAUAUCAAUCCGCGGGAAGGAGUCCGGUCUGGUUACCUUACAGUUAUUUUCUAACAAUCAUUAACUUUAGAGACUUUACUAAACUCUUAACUCAUUAACUUUAGAGACUUUACUAAACUCUGAACUCAUUAACUUUAGAGACUUUACUAAACUCAGAAUCAUUAACUUUAGAGACUUUACUAAACUUUUAACUCAUUAACUUUAGAGACUUUACUAAACUCUGAACUCAGACUCACAGAGCUACAAACGGAUCAUUUUCUCCUCAUAAACACAGUUAAAGGUGAUGUAGGCAGGAAGCUGUUAGAGAAGCUGUUCAUGUGGAUGCAGGAAAAAUAGUUUUUUUAGGGUCUUUAUUUUGUUUAAUUUGAUAUUUAUUCAUGUUUGUCCUCCUCAGGUUCUUCUGAAUCUGCUCUAACUGCAGAAAUGUAAAUAAGUCACAUUUUUUAUUUUUCUGUAAUUUGAUAUUUUCUGUAGAAGUGACUUCAGUAGUUCUCGGUUCAUGUGCUCUGAAAUACACUUUACUUGAUAAAAUGUGUGUAUUUAUGUUAAAGAUUAGAGUUUUAAAGAAAUAAAUUAGUUUGGUUUGAAUUUAUUAAAGUGGGUCGUGACUGAAGGAUCAUGGGAAAAUGUGGGUCCCAGUGUAGAACCACUGCUAUAGAUUUCUGAACAUGUCUGAUUAUUCUGUCAGUACUCAGACCCCAGUCAGUGAGUGUUUGGAUGUGACCUGUUGUCUAUGUUCUGCAGCCCUCUCCAUCCUUCUUCAUGUGUGUCUAAAACUCUUCCUCCUCUUUUUAAUGUUUAUUUACGUUAACAGAAAAUGGAUGUUUUAGUGGAGGACGAUGAGGACAGAGCAGACUCUGACGUAUCGAGCUGUCUGUCUCUGAGGAGCGACCGGUCCAGAGAGAUACCUCCACUCUUCAGUAACGAACCAGAACACCCAGGAACGAGGUAACAGACGGUUUCAGUGCGACUAAACCGAGAGAUGAUGAUGAUGAUGAUGAUGAAUGUGAUCUGGUUAUCCUCUUCUUAGUUCCAGUGAGAGCGGUUAUUAAUCUGUCCGAACAAUCUGAGAGGACUAAGACAACUCGCUGAGUCUCUGAAUUAUUGACAGUGGCUGUAAAACUGAAUAAAAUCACAGAAUCAUGUGAAAUGAAAAGAAUAAAACUAUGUUUGCAGAGUCCGGCCUGAAGAGGAGAGAGCAGACUCUGACGUAUUCAGCUGUCUGUCUCUGAAGAGUGACCGCUCCAUAGAACUUCCUCCUGUCUUCAGUAAUGAACCGAAACACCCAGGAAGGAGGUAACUCCAACAAAUCAUCAGUUCAUCGUCCUUUAAUAACAGGCUGGAGCUGUCAGUCACCUGUUAAAGUCAUUUAACUGAUCAGACAGUUAAACCUCUGAAUGAUCAGCAGAGAAGUAAACUGGAUUUAUUGGAUAUGAAUAAAAACGUGUCGUGUGUCGUAGAGUCCGGCCUGAAGAGGAGAGAGCAGACUCUGGAGUAUCGAGCUGUCUGUCUCUGAGGAGCGACCGGUCCAGAGAGAUACCUCCACUCUUCAGUAACGAACCAGAACACCCAGGAACGAGGUAACAGACGGUUUCUGCUGUAAACUGACAGAUGAAGACGCAGUGACUGAAGAUCCAUGAGACACAAAGCUAAAUGCUUUCUGUAAAAAGAUGUUUAUGGAUUAAACAACAUUAUUUAAAGUUUAAAAUAAAGUCUUUAUCCUCCUCUUAGUACGAGGUGGAGCCGUCAGUCAUCUGGAAAAACCUUCAGAAUCAUUUUACAUCUCUGAAUGAUCAACGUGAACUUUUUAUCAAUGAUUCAUGAGAGUUCAGUAAAUUCAAAGUUGUGUUUGCAGAGGACCGAGAGCAGACUCUGGAGUAUCCAGCUGUCUGUCUCUGAGGAGUGACCGGUCCAGAGAGAUACCUCCACUCUUCAGUAACGACCCACAACACCCAGGAAGGAGGUAACAGACGGUUUCAGCUGUAGACUGAGCUGACAGAUGAGGAUGAAUGAAGUUAACUGAAUGAAACUGAUAGUUUUAGAUGUUUCUUGUGUGUUCGCCUGAUUAUUCUCCCUGCCUGUGCAUGAAUUGUCUUUUUCUCUCUUCUGUUGUAUGAUGGCAGGUCCACCCCGCAGUAAUGUGACGUAGAGAGCAUGGUGACUGAGUUUGACUCCCAAGUGUUUAUUUUGUCCUCACUGUUUGAUAAAUUUAUGAGUUUUAAUCUUUUUUUUAAUGACCAAAGUUAAGACCAACUUGGUUCAUCUCCAGAGUGGAGAGAGACUGAAACCCCACAAAGAUAACUGUCUGGACUUGAACCCGUGACUCUACAGUUUAAAGAUAAGAAAGUGACCCUGAACCCCAACAGUGAGUGAUAACAUGUGAAGAACAUCAACAGGAAGAGCUGACAAACUGCAGACAGACCUUUGACCUCUGACCCUGUGAUGGUCAGAUGUUGAUCUUUUCAACACGAUUCAGUGAAUCAUUGUAGUGAUGAAGAAAUGUCUUCACAGGGAGAGGAGGAGGAGUCCUGGUUUUGAGGAGGAGCAGCCGUCCUGCGGUGCUGCGUGUCAGGACGUCCUGAAGGAUCCAGACUCUACCAGUCAGACCAGACCUUUACCAAGUAAGACCAUCCAACAGUCUGCGGACAUCUCCACGUCUUCACGACUCCCUCAGGAGUUCUGUUGACAGGCAGGAUUGGAGGUCGCAGGUGUUAAUCAUGAGUUCAGAAAUCAGAACACAACAAAUAUUGAUUCUUUAAAGGGAUAUUCUGGAGUAAAAUUAAUUUAGGUUGUCGACCGCUUGCUUCUCUAGUUAUACCAACUUUAGUAACGACCGCAGGAUAGCAAUACAGAGAGACACGCCCCCAACCAAAACGCCACUCUAUAGCCACAAAUAAUGCUCAGAACAGCACCUAACUUCAUCAACAGGACAUAUAGGGUCACAGACAUAGUACUAGACACCAAACAUCUUUUUAACUUUGACUCAUUUCUUUAGCAAAGAGACUAAACACAACUCACCUACUCUCUUCCAGCAGCCGCUUGUUUGUAGAGAGACCUCAGGCCAGUCCAUUACAGACUACAGCGGGGUGACGCAGCUCAAGGAAGAACAUUUAAGUCAAUGUCAGCUUUAUUUAUAUAUCACAUUUAAAAACAGUCAGUGGUCUACCAAAGUGCUUUACAGUAAGAUGCGGUGCACAGAGACUCGUCCAUGUGGUGAAGAUUGGAGUGCAGACCAGAUGAUGCCGUCAGUUAAAUAAAGUGGAGCACGGUUCCAGCGGAGGUGAACAUUGUCUUCCUGCUAAAGUAGAUGUUGUAUGUUUGGCACCUGCUGUGUGUCUGCCCACGGCGAGGACGGCAGUUCAGAACAAGGGGUUAGCUCGAUGGGUGAAAGACCUCCUAGCGUCUGAUGGGAGCCGUCUGCGGCGAGUUGACUUGGUUGAGGAGAGAAGAGCUCUGUGCCCAACGCUUACUGCUGGUUGAGGAGAAGAUCCUGAGCCAUGAGGGCACAAGCUGCAGAUGGAGGAGACACAGCAGUUGCAGGAUCCUCCUCCAGUACAACCAAAGCCUUAUUGUGAAGGGUUAGCCAUGGUUGUUGGGAGCCAGCCUUUUGGCGGGGUCAGGCAUCCCACUGCGGGACACUGCUGUGGACUGGGAAGGCUGAGGCUGCUUUCUGGUUGACUGGAGUUGUGGACCAAGAGCUUUGCUAAAGUAAUUGAAUCCAAUAAUCAGCAGUGUGAUGUUCUCUUGUCUGUCGUUGUUAAAGGUGGUCUACAGGAGGUCUUACAUCAACAUAAGGACAGUCUGAGGAGGAGAUGUGAACGUGUGAGGGAAGGAACGGAUGAAAGAGGAGGUGAGACCCUCCUCAGCAGGAUCUUCACUGAGCUCUACAUCACUGAGGGACUGAGUGAGGAGGUGAACACCCAACAUGAGGUGAGACAGCUGGAGACCGCUUCAAAGAGGAAGACCCUCCAUGACGAACCCAUCAAGUGCCAUGAGAUCUUUAGAGUCUUACCAGGUCGACAGGAAGUCGUCAGAUUGGUUCUGACCAACGGCGUGGCUGGUGUUGGAAAAACCUUCUCAGUGCAGAAGUUCACUCUGGACUGGGCAGAGGGUUUGGAGAACCAAGACCUCCAUCUGGUGGUCCUGCUUUCAUUCAGGGAGCUGAACCUGAUCAGAGAUGAGCGCUUCAGUCUUCUGGGUCUGCUCCAUGUUUUCCAUCCAACACUAGAGAAGGUCACAGCAGAGACGCUGGCUGUCUGUAAACUUCUGUUCAUCUUUGACGGUCUGGAUGAAAGCAGACUGUCUCUGGAUUUCACAGACUCUGAGGUCCUGUCUGACGUCACACAGAAGUCUUCACUGAACGUUCUGUUAACAAACCUCAUCAAGGGGAACCUGCUCCCCUCAGCUCUCAUCUGGAUAACUUCUCGACCUGCAGCAGCCAAUCAGAUCCCUCCUUCAUGUGUGGACAGGAUAACAGAAGUACGAGGCUUCACUGACGACCAGAAGGACGAGUACUUCAGGAAGAGGUCCAGAGAUGAAGAUCUGUCCAGAAGAAUCAUCUCACACAUCAAGUCCUCCAGGAGCCUCCACAUCAUGUGUCAGAUCCCGGUCUUCUGCUGGAUCACUGCUACAGUUCUGGAGGACAUGAUGAGCAGAGAGCAGAGAGGAGAGCUGCCCAAGACCCUGACUGACAUGUACUCACACUUCCUGCUGGUCCAGACUAAGAGGAAGAAGCAGAAGUAUGAAAGAGGACAUGAGACAAGUCCUCAGGAGCUGACUGAGGCUGACAGUGACGUCCUCCUGAAUCUGGGGAGGCUGGCCUUUGAACAUCUGGAGAAAGGAGACAUCAUGUUCUACCAAGAAGACCUGGAGCGGUGUGGUCUGGAUGUCUCAGAGGCCUCGGUGUACUCAGGAGUUUGUACAGAGAUCUUCAGAAGAGAGAGUGUGAUCUUCCAGAAAACUGUUUACUGUUUCGUUCAUCUGAGCGUUCAGGAGUUUCUGGCUGCAGUCUACAUGCUCCACUGUUACACCAACAGUAAAACAGAAGUUCUGGAGGCCUUCUUAAAUCAGGGAGACCGCAGAUACUUCAGGCCAAACCAAUCACUGGAAAACUUCCUGAGAAUCGUCAUGAAUAAAUCUCUUCGUAGUCAGAACGGUCACCUGGACCUGUGUGUUCGCUUCCUCCACGGACUCUCUCUGAAGUCCAACCAGAGAGACCUCUUAGGAGGUCUGCUGGGCCCGACAGACAACAGUCCAAAAAUCAUCCAGAAAGUCAUCAUCAACCUGAAGAAGAUGAACAAUCACAAGAUCUCUCCUGACAGAAGCAUCAACAUCUUCCACUGCCUGACAGAGAUGAACGAUCACUCGGCCAAUCAGGAGAUCCAAGACUUCCUGAAGACAGAGAGCAGAUCACAGAAGAUCCUCUCGGACUUCCACUGCUCUGGUCUGGCCUACAUGCUGCAGAUGUCAGAGGAAGUCGUGGAUGAGUUGGACCUUAAGAAGUACAAAGCAUCAGAUCAGGGCCGGCUGAGACUGAUUCCAGCCAUGUGGAACUGCAAAAAGGCUCGGUAAGCUCAGAUGUGGCUUAAUCUCACAGAUCAGGAACAUGAAGAGUUCAGUCCUUCAAACACAAACUCCUGAGAUUUUAUCACUCCUCUUUAAUCAGUCUCAGGUUUAGUUUUCAGAAAUAUUGAUCUGUUUUAUGUUGUCUUUAAACAGUUUUGGAUAUCACAUAUCCUCUGAUAACAUAUUUUGUCAUGUCGUGUCGUGACAGACUUUAUAACUGUGAGCUGUCAGAUACUGACUGUGAAGCUCUAGCCUCAGCUCUGACAUCCAACCCCUCCCAUCUAAGAGAGUUGAGCCUGACCCUCAACACCCUGAAGGAUUCCGCAGUGAAGCUGCUGUCUGCUGGACUGGAGAGUCCACAAUGCCGACUGGAAAGUCUGAGGUCAGUUUACUGGGUGUGUUAAGAUUGACAGCGGUGCUGAGGUACCGAGAACCUUCUGUAUGUAAGGAGGAAACAAGAGCUUUAGUUUGAAGUGAUAGUUUUUGGCAUUUUUGACUUUAUUGAAGAGAGACAGGAAACAGAGUGGAGAGAGUGGGGGUUAGACAUGCAGCGGAGGGUCGAGGGUUCCUCCAACUGGAACGUACAUCUUUGGUUCAGUCUAAAGAAAAAGAAAAAAACCCGACACGUGAUAAUAUUUGAUUCUUUUUCAAGGUGCUGCAACAGUCUUAGGGUUGCUUAAAAGUUAGAGGUCACUUUAGAAGGGGGGGAAAUCAGGCUUAAGUUGACAAACAGCAUCUCUAUCUGCUGGAAUAGAGAAGGGGGCAGAGGAUUUUUGAGUAGGCACGUUUUUGAUGUCAGAAUCAUUUCUCCCUCUUUUGCUUUAUUGGCAGAUUGUGGCGCUGCAGUUUGUCAGAGACCAGCUGUGCUUUUCUGGCCUCGGCUCUGCAGUCCAACCCCUCCAACCUGAGAGAACUGGACCUGAGUGAAAACGAGGUGGGGGAUUCAGGAGCGAAGCUGCUGUGUGCUUUUCUAAAGAGUCCAGACUGUCGACUGCAGACCCUGAGGUCAGAAACCAUUUUGACUUCAGUGCUGAGAUGAUUCUGAUGUGAAAGUUAGUGCUGACACUAAAGUGCAGACAGGACAGGAGUGUCUUACUGCUGAAGUCUGUUUUCUUCUUCUCUGGUUUAGUCCUUGACUGUGGCAGACCUACGCUGAGUCAUAGAUUUAAAACUUAUAUAUAUUUUUUCCUCUGUAUUCAGAUUGAGUUCCUGCAGAUUGUCAGAGACCAGCUGUGCUUCUCUGGCUUUGGCCCUGAAGUCCAACCCCUCCCACCUGACAGAUCUGAAGCUGAACAACAACCAGCUGCAGGAUUCAGGAGUGGAGCUGCUGUGUGUUUUUCUGGAGAGUCCAGACUGUAGACUUGAGUCUGUGGGGUCAGAAACCACCUUUCUCUCCUGUAUUAGGACUGAUUUAAUGUGUAUAAAUAAAUAUUUCCGGAUGGUUUGUAUUUUAUGAGAAUUUGUUUUUUAAAUGUUUGUAUUUUUCAGUUUUAAUUUUCAUCCUGGUGUUUUUAGUUUCUGAUUAUCUACAUUUUUCUUCAGCUGUUUCCGGGUUGAAGAGUUCACACAGAAGCCCUGUUUCCCUCUAUAUUCAGAUUGAGUGGCUGCAGUUUGUCAGAGACCAGCUGUAGUUCUCUGGCUUUGGCCCUGAAGUCCAACCCCUCCCACCUGACAGAUCUGGACCUGAGAGGGAACAACUUGAAGGAUGAAGAUGUGAAGCUGCUGUCUGAUCUUGAAGAGAGUCCAGACUGUCGACUGCAGACUCUGAGGUCAGUAGAGGGUCGGAGUCAGUCCAUGUUGGUUUCAGCAGUGAGACUAAACACAGCUGAUGAGGAGACUCUCUGUGAACUCUGAUUUAUGACUUCAGCUCUCUGUCUUCUUCUCUCAUCAGCUGGAGGUGAUAAUGAUCGGAGUCAGAGUCUGAGGGAUCAGAAAGGUGGAUGUGCUGACCCAGGAUCAGCCGUGUCCUGAUGACCCGGAGAGCCCGAGUCGUCUUGAGUGUGGAGGUUCUGACCCGGUCGUGUUACUGAGUGGAGAGGAGAGUCGUGACUGACGGAGGAAUCACACCGAGUGGAGCUGUCAUUGUUCAACUUCACUCGUGUGAAGUUACACAAACAGCCGCCGCGGCAAAGUGAACAAAAACAACACUGGAGGGAGGAGUGAAAUACAGUAUUUUAAAGACGGUCUUUAUUUUAUAUUUGGUUUAAAAAAGAAAGUUUAUGAUUCGUCUGUCGAGACUUUUUUUAAUGUAUUUUUGACUUUCCUGUUACACGUCCAAUAAAAUCAAUGUUGGAGAGAAAAUG
This is a messenger RNA of Xyrichtys novacula (pearly razorfish), 8443 nucleotides long. The record is from the annotation of a GenBank genome assembly. Lineage: Eukaryota; Metazoa; Chordata; Actinopteri; Labriformes; Labridae.